AAUUACAAAGCAAGACAAAGAAGACACAGUAAGUGGCGAACCGCAAAAAGCUUUGAGAAAAAAAUGCUGAAGCCAUGUCCUCUCUCCUGCUUGCUCUUCAUCUUCUUCUUCGUCUUCUUCAUACCCAAACUAUCUUUCUCUUGCCCACAAGACCAAAGACAAUCCCUUCUCGAGUUCAAGAACCUGCUGAUGACUCACAAUGUCAACAACUCCAAAGCUGAAAUCGACUUAAUGGGACAUUUCAAGACAUGGAGGCCAAACUCCGAUUGCUGCAAAUGGCAACUUGUGAGAUGUAACGCUCGUUCGCCUUCAAGAGAAGUGAUAGGCCUAGAUCUGAGCGCUAUUUCCGAUUAUGGCAAGGCGGACCUCAUUUAUACACAGAACAUGGUCUCAGUGAGUUUAAGCAUUCUGAGACCGGUCCUGCGUAUAAAUUCUCUCGUUACGCUUGAUAUCUCGCAUAAUUACAUACAAGGAGAGAUUCCUGGAGAUGCGUUUGAGAAUAUGACCAGGUUAAUCUCUCUUAACAUGAGUUAUAAUCUCUUUAAAUGCUCUAUCCCUCCUAAUUUGUUCUCUUUGAAGAAUCUUCAGUAUCUUAACAUAAGCCUGAGUGGUUUUGAAGGAGAGAUGCAUGGAGAUGCGUUUUUGAACUUGCCACGGUUGAUCUCCCUUGACAUGAGUUAUAAUCUCUUUAACGGCUCUAUACCUCCUAAGUUGUUCUCUUUGAAGACUCUUAAGUAUCUUAACUUAAGCUUAAGUGGUUUUGAAGGAGAGAUUCCUGGAGAUGCGUUUGUGAACUUGACCAACUUGAUCGCUCUUGACAUUAGUUGGAAUAGCUUGAACGGCUCUAUACCUCCUACAUUGUUCUCCUCUUUGAAGACUCUUCAAUAUCUAAACUUAAGCCAGAAUGAUUUUGGAGGAGAGAUUCCUGGAGAUGCGUUUGUGAACUUGACCAGCUUGAUCUCUCUUGACAUGAGUAGGAAUAGCUUGAACGGCUCUAUUCCUCAUGAAUUGUUCUCUUUGAAGACUCUUCAGCGUCUUGACUUAAGCAACAAUGUUAUAGGGGGUUCGUUGAGUGGUGACAUCAAAAAGCUCAAGAAUCUGCAGGAACUGAUCUUAGAUGAGAAUCUCAUCGGUGGAGACAUUCCUCCAGAAAUAGGUAGUCUUGCCGAACUUCGGGAGCUGAGUUUGAGGAAGAACAAGUUCAAUGGUUCUAUACCGUUGUCGGUAUCACGUUUAACCAAGCUCACUAAGUUUGAUGUUCAGAACAAUUCCUUGUCUUCUGAGAUUCCAGAGGGUAUUGGGAACUUAGUCAAUCUAUCGACUCUGUCUUUGAGCAUGAACAAAUUGUCGGGUGGAAUUCCAUUGUCGAUUCAGAAUCUGAAAAACCUUGAAACCCUUGAGCUUGAGAAUAACAAUGGCUCGUUACGUGAGAUUCCCACAGCUUGGUUGUUUGGUCUUCAGAAGCUGAAGAUACUGCGGCUUGGAGGAAACAAACUGCAAUGGAGCAACAAUGCCUUUCAACAGACUAAGUUAACACAUCUGUCACUUAGAUCUUGUGACUUAGAAGGGAAUAUUCUGGAUUGGCUCAAGAAUCAAACAACUCUUGCUUACUUGGAUUUAAGCAUGAACAGACUCGAAGGAAGUUUCCCCGAAUGGCUAAUUAAUCUGACAAUCGAAGUCAUAAUUUUGUCAGACAACAGACUCUCAGGCCCACUGCCUCCAAAUUUGUUUCAGGCUCAGAGGUUAUCAUGUCUUUUACUGUCAAGGAACAACUUCUCUGGUCAGAUCCCUGAUAUAAUUGGCGUAUCACAGAUCAUAGUACUCAUGCUGUCUGAAAACAACUUCUCAGGAUCAGUACCAGAGUCUAUUACAAAGAGCUCCUUGCUGAAUUUGUUGGAUUUGUCAAAGAAUAGAUUAUCAGGUGAAUUCCCGAGGUUCAGUCCCGAGUCACUCCUUGUGUGGCUCGAUAUAUCUUCCAACGAGUUCUCUGGGGAUGUUCCAUCUUACUUUGGGGAGUCCAUCAGUAUGCUCUUAAUGAGUGGCAACAAUAAUAGUGGCGAUUUUCCUCAGAAUUUCAGAAAUCUCUCAAGUCUGAUGCGUCUUGAUCUCCAUGACAACAAAAUCUCUGGGGGCUUCCCGAAUAUUAUAUCCCGGUCUUAUUCUUCUCUAGAGGUUCUGAGCCUGAGAAACAAUUCCCUCAAAGGUCCAAUCCCAGAAGGCAUAUCAAAUCUCAUAAGCCUUCAGGUCUUGGAUCUCUCUGAAAACAAUCUUGAUGGAUAUCUCCCUUCAUCUCUUGGGAAUCUUACAUGCAUGAUAAUGUCUCGUGUGAGCUCAUCGUUGUUGUCUAUGCGUGUAGGUUACACCAGCAAUACCGACGUAGAAAGUUUAAUAGACAUCAAAACACAAGAUAUAUUUAGUCUUGUAGUGAACUGGAAGAAAUCAAAACAAGUUCUUUUCCAGAGAAAUUUCUACCUCUACACUCUCAUAGAUCUCUCAAAGAACAAGCUACACGGAGAUAUCCCAGCUUCUUUAGGCAGUCUCAAAAGCCUAAAGGUUUUGAACCUCUCCAACAACGAGUUCUCUGGAUCAAUCCCACAAAGUUUUGGAGAUCUUGACAAGCUAGAGAGCUUAGAUCUUUCACACAACAACCUCUGUGGAAGAAUCCCGAAAACGUUAUCCAAGCUAAGAGAGCUGAAUACUUUGGAUUUGAGUAACAACAAGCUUGCAGGUAGAAUUCCUGAAGGUCCUCAGCUAGACAGAUUGAAUGAUCCAAACAUUUAUGUCAACAACAGCAAAAUUUGUGGAAUGCAAAUCCAAGUACCAUGCUCUACGCAGAAGAAGAAGCCACCACAUGAAGAAGAAGAAGAAGAGGAAGAUGAAGAAGAGGAAAUAAUGUUUUCAUGGAAAGCUGCAGCCAUAGGUUGUCCUUGUGGAUUUCUUAUAACACUUGUAUUUAUGUACUCCAAUGGAAUGUGGAAGUAACAGAAAUUACU
This is a messenger RNA of Camelina sativa (false flax), 2993 nucleotides long. RefSeq names its product receptor-like protein 46. Gene Ontology annotation, molecular function: protein binding. The record is from RefSeq and is a predicted model, not a curated record. NCBI's taxonomy places the organism in Eukaryota, Viridiplantae, Streptophyta, Magnoliopsida, Brassicales, Brassicaceae.